AUGCCCGGGGGCAGACCCCCACCCGCCGCGGCCACGCCUGUCUCUGGGGCCACGCAGUUACUGCCCAGGGCCCCUUACGUCAUUGUCCACGUCAAUGUCUCCAAACUGGGUGUCGGGGCACAGUGUCCUGGGCCCUCCCCGGGGACCCAGAGUCUGGGGAGAGAGCUGGGCCGGCCGGGCUGGGGCCAGUUGGAUCAGGACUGCUGCUGCCCAUCAGCCGUGGCGACAGCAGAUAGCAUCGCGCCCACCCCCCACGGCCUCCAGAGCUGGGGUGCAGGCGGCUGGGAGGUGUGUGACCCCCGCACCACAGGUGCAGAAACAGGACCCAACCUGCUAGCCUGUGCGGGGGCACCCCCACCCUGGACUCCUAGCCCCACGCUUGGCUGGGCUGGAGGACCGGCUCAGAGAGGCCGAGGCCGUGACGGCCGCCCAGCGCCUGCUCCCGGGCCUCCUUCUUGGACUUCCUGGGCCUCCCCCACCAGUGCGCCAGCCACGGCCCAGGGACCGCGCCCCACACUGGACCUUCCCGGAGACCCUGCCUGCUGCCGGCGGCCUCGGCUGCUUGGGCGGAUCCCAGUGCCCGCCACGGCUACCGGGGGACCCCGGGGCCUGCACUGCUCCCCAGAUGGUCUGCUCUUCCUGACGGCGGGCGCCACACCCUGCGUCCACGUGCUGGACCUCGAGGGACGCUCCGUCUGCCACCUGCCCUGCCACGUGCCAGGGGCUGGGGCCUUUGUGCCGGAAGAUGUGGUGGUGACAGCCGCUGGGCUCGUGGUGGUCAGCGACCUGGUCCACGGGGCUGUCCAUGCGCUCCAGCACACCGCCCGAGCCCCUCAAGGCCGCUGGGUGACGGUGGGCUCCUUCUCCGCCCCCCGGGGGCUGGCUGUAGAUGCCUUCGGCCGCCUCUCAGUGACAGACUACGUGCCUGGGGCUGUGCACAGCUUCACACUGGGCCCUGACUUGGUGCCACUGGCCCCCGCCUCCCUGCUGGGCCUGGAGGGCCCCUGCUGGGUGGGCCUGGCGCCCAAUGGGGGCCUGGCAGUGAGCGAGGAGUUUGGGGACGUGCGGCUGUUUGGCAGUGCCCGCCAGCCCCUGGGGUCCCUGGGGGACCUGACCGGGCACCCCUUUGGCAGCCCAGCAGGUGUGUGCACCGACGCAGCGGGCGGUGUCAUUGUGGCGGACCAGCGGCGGCGCCAGGUGACCCUGUUCCCCCAGGUCAGGGCGCCCAUCUGCCUGGUUUCCGAGGGGCUGAGGCGACCCCUGGGUGUGGCCUGUGGGCCCCAGGGCCAGCUGCUGGUGGCAGACGCAGAGGACGGCGACAUCAAAGUGUACCAGUCCCACCUGGAGUUGGCCUGAUACCGUGGGCUUGAACCGGAACGCCCCUCUCUGUGCGUGGCAUAGCCCCCCAGACCCGGACCACGAUGGGAGAAACGUUCAGGGUUCUCAGGGUUCUCCUGGGCCGUGGGCCUCGCCCUCCUGACCCUGCACAUUUGCAGACAGUCCUCAGCCCCGUCAUACCAGGCCCUGGCCUGGUCUCCUCUCCUUCUCCUGGGGAGGAUUCAGAUUCAGGGGGCAGCUGGAAUCAGCUGCCUCCAGCCCCCAGGGCCCAGGAGGCCUGCGCUUUGGGCCAGCAGCUGAAGCCUGGAGGUCUCCAGCGUGUUGGGCCAGCCGCCAGCACUUACCCGGGCGGCUCUCCAUUCAGUGCUCCAGCCCCAGCCUCCUAAUCAGAGGGAGGCAGGCAGGGUGGGUGUGGCUGCGCUGGGCUGGGCUGGGCAGGGGUGCGGCUCCUCACUGUCCCCUGUUUUCAG
This is a messenger RNA of Cervus elaphus (red deer), 1808 nucleotides long. RefSeq names its product NHL repeat containing 4 (gene NHLRC4). The record is from RefSeq and is a predicted model, not a curated record. NCBI's taxonomy places the organism in Eukaryota, Metazoa, Chordata, Mammalia, Artiodactyla, Cervidae. Gene Ontology annotation, molecular function: protein binding. The transcript has 5 exons. Bases 1 to 1356 code for a protein of 451 amino acids.